Closterium sp. NIES-65 is the source of this 8418-nucleotide messenger RNA. NCBI's taxonomy places the organism in Eukaryota, Viridiplantae, Streptophyta, Zygnematophyceae, Desmidiales, Closteriaceae. The record is from the annotation of a GenBank genome assembly.
AUGCAUGACCUAUUUAACCUAGACGCGCGUAGACAUACGUAUGCAUGCGUACCAGAGCAGGUGAGUGGUGCGGCAGAGCAGGUGAGUGGUGCGGCAGAGCAGGUGAGUGAUGCGGCAGAGCAGGUGAGUGGUGCGGCAGAGCAGGUGAGUGGUGCGGCAGAGCAGGUGAGUGGUGUAGCAGAGCAGGUGAGUGGUGCGGCAGAGCAGGUGAGUGGUGCGGCAGAGCAGGUGAGUGGUGCGGCAGAGCAGGUGAGUGGUGCGGCAGAGCAGGUGAGUGGUGCGGCAGAGCAGGUGAGUGGUGCGGCAGAGCAGGUGAGUGGUGCGGCAGAGCAGGUGAGUGGUGCGGCAGAGUCGGUGAGUGGUGCGGCAGAGCAGGUGAGUGGUGCGGCAGAGCAGGUGCGUGGUGCGGCAGAGCAGGUGAGUGGUGCAGCAGAGCAGGUGAGUGGUGCGGCAGAGCAGGUGAGUGGUGCAGCAGAGCAGGUGAGUGGUGCGGCAGAGCAGGUGAGUGGUGCGGCAGAGCAGGUGAGUGGUGCAGCAGAGCAGGUGAGUGGUGCAGCAGAGCAGGUGAGUGGUGCGGCAGAGCAGGUGAGUGGUGCGGCAGAGCAGGUGAGUGGUGCGGCAGAGCAGGUGAGUGGUGCGGCAGAGCAGGUGAGUGGUGCAGCAGAGCAGGUGAGUGGUGCGGCAGAGCAGGUGAGUGGUGCGGCAGAGCAGGUGAGUGGUGCGGCAGAGCAGGUGAGUGGUGCGGCAGAGCAGGUGAGUGGUGCGGCAGAGCAGGUGAGUGGUGCAGCAGAGCAGGUGAGUGGUGCAGCAGAGCAGGUGAGUGGUGCAGCAGAGCAGGUGAGUGGUGCGGCAGAGCAGGUGAGUGGUGCAGCAGAGCAGGUGAGUGGUGCAGCAGAGCAGGUGACUGGUGCAGCAGAGCAGGUGAGUGGUGCAGCAGAGCAGGUGAGUGGUGCAGCAGAGCAGGUGAGUGGUGCAGCAGAGCAGGUGAGUGGUGCGGCAGAGCAGGUGACUGGUGCAGCAGAGCAGGUGAGUGGUGCAGCAGAGCAGGUGAGUGGAGCGGCAGAGCAGGUGAGUGGUGCGGCAGAGCAGGUGAGUGGUGCGGCAGAGCAGGUGAGUGGUGCGGCAGAGCAGGUGAGUGGUGCGGCAGAGCAGGUGAGUGGUGCAGCACAGCAGGUGAGUGGUGCAGCAGAGCAGGUGAGUGGUGCAGCAGAGCAGGUGAGUGGUGCGGCAGAGCAGGUGAGUGGUGCGGCAGAGCAGGUGAGUAGUGCAGCAGAGCAGGUGAGUGGUGCAGCAGAGCAGGUGAGUGGUGCAGCAGAGCAGGUGAGUGGUGCAGCAGAGCAGGUGAGUGGUGCAGCAGAGCAGGUGAGUGGUGCGGCAGAGCAGGUGAGUGGUGCGGCAGAGCAGGUGAGUGGUGCAGCAGAGCAGGUGAGUGGUGCGGCAGAGCAGGUGAGUGGUGCGGCAGAGCAGGUGAGUGGUGCAGCAGAGCAGGUGAGUGGUGCAGCAGAGCAGGUGAGUGGUGCAGCAGAGCAGGUGAGUGGUGCGGCAGAGCAGGUGAGUGGUGCAGCAGAGCAGGUGAGUGGUGCAGCAGAGCAGGUGAGUGGUGCAGCAGAGCAGGUGAGUGGUGCAGCAGAGCAGGUGAGUGGUGCGGCAGAGCAGGUGAGUGGUGCAGCAGAGCAGGUGAGUGGUGCAGCAGAGCAGGUGAGUGGUGCGGCAGAGCAGGUGAGUGGUGCAGCAGAGCAGGUGAGUGGUGCAGCAGAGCAGGUGAGUGGUGCAGCAGAGCAGGUGAGUGGUGCAGCAGAGCAGGUGAGUGGUGCGGCAGAGCAGGUGAGUGGUGCAGCAGAGCAGGUGAGUGGUGCAGCAGAGCAGGUGAGUGGUGCAGCAGAGCAGGUGAGUGGUGCAGCAGAGCAGGUGAGUGGUGCGGCAGAUCAGGUGAGUGGUGCAGCAGAGCAGGUGAGUGGUGCAGCAGAGCAGGUGAGUGGUGCGGCAGAGCAGGUGAGUGGUGCGGCAGAGCAGGUGAGUGGUGCGGCAGAGCAGGUGAGUGGUGCGGCAGAGCAGGUGAGUGGUGCGGCAGAGCAGGUGAGUGGUGCAGCAGAGCAGGUGAGUGGUGCAGCAGAGCAGGUGAGUGGUGCAGCAGAGCAGGUGAGUGGUGCGGCAGAGCAGGUGAGUGGUGCGGCAGAGCAGGUGAGUGGUGCAGCAGAGCAGGUGAGUGGUGCAGCAGAGCAGGUGAGUGGUGCAGCAGAGCAGGUGAGUGGUGCAGCAGAGCAGGUGAGUGGUGCGGCAGAGCAGGUGAGUGGUGCAGCAGAGCAGGUGAGUGGUGCAGCAGAGCAGGUGAGUGGUGCAGCAGAGCAGGUGAGUGGUGCAGCAGAGCAGGUGAGUGGUGCGGCAGAGCAGGUGAGUGGUGCAGCAGAGCAGGUGAGUGGUGCAGCAGAGCAGGUGAGUGGUGCAGCAGAGCAGGUGAGUGGUGCAGCAGAGCAGGUGAGUGGUGCAGCAGAGCAGGUGAGUGGUGCGGCAGAGCAGGUGAGUGGUGCAGCAGAGCAGGUGAGUGGUGCGGCAGAGCAGGUGAGUGGUGCAGCAGAGCAGGUGAGUGGUGCAGCAGAGCAGGUGAGUGGUGCAGCAGAGCAGGUGAGUGGUGCGGCAGAGCAGGUGAGUGGUGCGGCAGAGCAGGUGAGUGGUGCGGCAGAGCAGGUGAGUGGUGCGGCAGAGCAGGUGAGUGGUGCAGCAGAGCAGGUGAGUGGUGCAGCAGAGCAGGUGAGUGGUGCAGCAGAGCAGGUGAGUGGUGCAGCAGAGCAGGUGAGUGGUGCGGCAGAGCAGGUGAGUGGUGCGGCAGAGCAGGUGAGUGGUGCGGCAGAGCAGGUGAGUGGUGCAGCAGAGCAGGUGAGUGGUGCAGCAGAGCAGGUGAGUGGUGCGGCAGAGCAGGUGAGUGGUGCGGCAGAGCAGGUGAGUGGUGCAGCAGAGCAGGUGAGUGGUGCAGCAGAGCAGGUGAGUGGUGCAGCAGAGCAGGUGAGUGGUGCAGCAGAGCAGGUGAGUGGUGCAGCAGAGCAGAUGAGUGGUGCAGCAGAGCAGGUGAGUGGUGCAGCAGAGCAGGUGAGUGGUGCAGCAGAGCAGGUGAGUGGUGCGGCAGAGCAGGUGAGUGGUGCAGCAGAGCAGGUGAGUGGUGCAGCAGAGCAGGUGAGUGGUGCAGCAGAGCAGGUGAGUGGUGCGGCAGAGCAGGUGAGUGGUGCAGCAGAGCAGGUGAGUGGUGCGGCAGAGCAGGUGAGUGGUGCGGCAGAGCAGGUGAGUGGUGCGGCAGAGCAGGUGAGUGGUGCGGCAGAGCAGGUGAGUGGUGCGGCAGAGCAGGUGAGUGGUGCAGCAGAGCAGGUGAGUGGUGCAGCAGAGCAGGUGAGUGGUGCAGCAGAGCAGGUGAGUGGUGCGGCAGAGCAGGUGAGUGGUGCAGCAGAGCAGGUGAGUGGUGCAGCAGAGCAGGUGACUGGUGCAGCAGAGCAGGUGAGUGGUGCAGCAGAGCAGGUGAGUGGUGCAGCAGAGCAGGUGAGUGGUGCAGCAGAGCAGGUGAGUGGUGCGGCAGAGCAGGUGACUGGUGCAGCAGAGCAGGUGAGUGGUGCAGCAGAGCAGGUGAGUGGAGCGGCAGAGCAGGUGAGUGGUGCGGCAGAGCAGGUGAGUGGUGCGGCAGAGCAGGUGAGUGGUGCGGCAGAGCAGGUGAGUGGUGCGGCAGAGCAGGUGAGUGGUGCAGCACAGCAGGUGAGUGGUGCAGCAGAGCAGGUGAGUGGUGCAGCAGAGCAGGUGAGUGGUGCGGCAGAGCAGGUGAGUGGUGCGGCAGAGCAGGUGAGUAGUGCAGCAGAGCAGGUGAGUGGUGCAGCAGAGCAGGUGAGUGGUGCAGCAGAGCAGGUGAGUGGUGCAGCAGAGCAGGUGAGUGGUGCAGCAGAGCAGGUGAGUGGUGCGGCAGAGCAGGUGAGUGGUGCGGCAGAGCAGGUGAGUGGUGCAGCAGAGCAGGUGAGUGGUGCGGCAGAGCAGGUGAGUGGUGCGGCAGAGCAGGUGAGUGGUGCAGCAGAGCAGGUGAGUGGUGCAGCAGAGCAGGUGAGUGGUGCAGCAGAGCAGGUGAGUGGUGCGGCAGAGCAGGUGAGUGGUGCAGCAGAGCAGGUGAGUGGUGCAGCAGAGCAGGUGAGUGGUGCAGCAGAGCAGGUGAGUGGUGCAGCAGAGCAGGUGAGUGGUGCGGCAGAGCAGGUGAGUGGUGCAGCAGAGCAGGUGAGUGGUGCAGCAGAGCAGGUGAGUGGUGCGGCAGAGCAGGUGAGUGGUGCAGCAGAGCAGGUGAGUGGUGCAGCAGAGCAGGUGAGUGGUGCAGCAGAGCAGGUGAGUGGUGCAGCAGAGCAGGUGAGUGGUGCGGCAGAGCAGGUGAGUGGUGCAGCAGAGCAGGUGAGUGGUGCAGCAGAGCAGGUGAGUGGUGCAGCAGAGCAGGUGAGUGGUGCAGCAGAGCAGGUGAGUGGUGCGGCAGAUCAGGUGAGUGGUGCAGCAGAGCAGGUGAGUGGUGCAGCAGAGCAGGUGAGUGGUGCGGCAGAGCAGGUGAGUGGUGCGGCAGAGCAGGUGAGUGGUGCGGCAGAGCAGGUGAGUGGUGCGGCAGAGCAGGUGAGUGGUGCGGCAGAGCAGGUGAGUGGUGCAGCAGAGCAGGUGAGUGGUGCAGCAGAGCAGGUGAGUGGUGCAGCAGAGCAGGUGAGUGGUGCGGCAGAGCAGGUGAGUGGUGCGGCAGAGCAGGUGAGUGGUGCAGCAGAGCAGGUGAGUGGUGCAGCAGAGCAGGUGAGUGGUGCAGCAGAGCAGGUGAGUGGUGCAGCAGAGCAGGUGAGUGGUGCGGCAGAGCAGGUGAGUGGUGCAGCAGAGCAGGUGAGUGGUGCAGCAGAGCAGGUGAGUGGUGCAGCAGAGCAGGUGAGUGGUGCAGCAGAGCAGGUGAGUGGUGCGGCAGAGCAGGUGAGUGGUGCAGCAGAGCAGGUGAGUGGUGCAGCAGAGCAGGUGAGUGGUGCAGCAGAGCAGGUGAGUGGUGCAGCAGAGCAGGUGAGUGGUGCAGCAGAGCAGGUGAGUGGUGCGGCAGAGCAGGUGAGUGGUGCAGCAGAGCAGGUGAGUGGUGCGGCAGAGCAGGUGAGUGGUGCAGCAGAGCAGGUGAGUGGUGCAGCAGAGCAGGUGAGUGGUGCAGCAGAGCAGGUGAGUGGUGCGGCAGAGCAGGUGAGUGGUGCGGCAGAGCAGGUGAGUGGUGCGGCAGAGCAGGUGAGUGGUGCGGCAGAGCAGGUGAGUGGUGCAGCAGAGCAGGUGAGUGGUGCAGCAGAGCAGGUGAGUGGUGCAGCAGAGCAGGUGAGUGGUGCAGCAGAGCAGGUGAGUGGUGCGGCAGAGCAGGUGAGUGGUGCGGCAGAGCAGGUGAGUGGUGCGGCAGAGCAGGUGAGUGGUGCAGCAGAGCAGGUGAGUGGUGCAGCAGAGCAGGUGAGUGGUGCGGCAGAGCAGGUGAGUGGUGCGGCAGAGCAGGUGAGUGGUGCAGCAGAGCAGGUGAGUGGUGCAGCAGAGCAGGUGAGUGGUGCAGCAGAGCAGGUGAGUGGUGCAGCAGAGCAGGUGAGUGGUGCAGCAGAGCAGAUGAGUGGUGCAGCAGAGCAGGUGAGUGGUGCAGCAGAGCAGGUGAGUGGUGCAGCAGAGCAGGUGAGUGGUGCGGCAGAGCAGGUGAGUGGUGCAGCAGAGCAGGUGAGUGGUGCAGCAGAGCAGGUGAGUGGUGCAGCAGAGCAGGUGAGUGGUGCGGCAGAGCAGGUGAGUGGUGCAGCAGAGCAGGUGAGUGGUGCAGCAGAGCAGGUGAGUGGUGCGGCAGAGCAGGUGAGUGGUGCGGCAGAGCAGGUGAGUGGUGCAGCAGAGCAGGUGAGUGGUGCGGCAGAGCAGGUGAGUGGUGCAGCAGAGCAGGUGAGUGGUGCAGCAGAGCAGGUGAGUGGUGCGGCAGAGCAGGUGAGUGGUGCGGCAGAGCAGGUGAGUGGUGCGGCAGAGCAGGUGAGUGGUGCGGCAGAGCAGGUGAGUGGUGCGGCAGAGCAGGUGAGUGGUGCAGCAGAGCAGGUGAGUGGUGCAGCAGAGCAGGUGAGUGGUGCAGCAGAGCAGGUGAGUGGUGCGGCAGAGAAGGUGAGUGGUGCAGCAGAGCAGGUGAGUGGUGCAGCAGAGCAGGUGAGUGGUGCAGCAGAGCAGGUGAGUGGUGCAGCAGAGCAGGUGAGUGGUGCGGCAGAGCAGGUGAGUGGUGCGGCAGAGCAGGUGAGUGGUGCAGCAGAGCAGGUGAGUGGUGCAGCAGAGCAGGUGAGUGGUGCAGCAGAGCAGGUGAGUGGUGCAGCAGAGCAGGUGAGUGGUGCGGCAGAGCAGGUGAGUGGUGCAGCAGAGCAGGUGAGUGGUGCGGCAGAGCAGGUGAGUGGUGCAGCAGAGCAGGUGAGUGGUGCAGCAGAGCAGGUGAGUGGUGCAGCAGAGCAGGUGAGUGGUGCGGCAGAGCAGGUGAGUGGUGCGGCAGAGCAGGUGAGUGGUGCGGCAGAGCAGGUGAGUGGUGCGGCAGAGCAGGUGAGUGGUGCAGCAGAGCAGGUGAGUGGUGCGGCAGAGCAGGUGAGUGGUGCGGCAGAGCAGGUGAGUGGUGCGGCAGAGCAGGUGAGUGGUGCGGCAGAGCAGGUGAGUGGUGCGGCAGAGCAGGUGAGUGGUGCGGCAGAGCAGGUGAGUGGUGCGGCAGAGCAGGUGAGUGGUGCGGCUGAGCAGGUGAGUGGUGCGGCAGAGCAGGUGAGUGGUGCGGCAGAGCAGGUGAGUGGUGCAGCAGAGCAGGUGAGUGGUGCGGCAGAGCAGGUGAGUGGUGCGGCAGAGCAGGUGAGUGGUGCGGCAGAGCAGGUGAGUGGUGCGGCAGAGCAGGUGAGUGGUGCGGCAGAGCAGGUGAGUGGUGCGGCAGAGCAGGUGAGUGGUGCGGCAGAGCAGGUGAGUGGUGCGGCAGAGCAGGUGAGUGGUGCGGCAGAGCAGGUGAGUGGUGCGGCAGAGCAGGUGAGUGGUGCGGCAGAGCAGGUGAGUGGUGCGGCAGAGCAGGUGAGUGGUGCGGCAGAGCAGGUGAGUGGUGCGGCAGAGCAGGUGAGUGGUGCGGCAGAGCAGGUGAGUGGUGCGGCAGAGCAGGUGAGUGGUGCGGCAGAGCAGGUGAGUGGUGCGGCAGAGCAGGUGAGUGGUGCGGCAGAGCAGGUGAGUGGUGCGGCAGAGCAGGUGAGUGGUGCAGCAGAGCAGGUGAGUGGUGCGGCAGAGCAGGUGAGUGGUGCAGCAGAGCAGGUGAGUGGUGCAGCAGAGCAGGUGAGUGGUGCGGCAGAGCAGAUGAGUGGUGCGGCAGAGCAGGUGAGUGGUGCAGCAGAGCAGGUGAGUGGUGCAGCAGAGCAGGUGAGUGGUGCAGCAGAGCAGGUGAGUGGUGCAGCAGAGCAGGUGAGUGGUGCGGCAGAGCAGGUGAGUGGUGCGGCAGAGCAGGUGAGUGGUGCAGAAGAGCAGGUGAGUGGUGCAGCAGAGCAGGUGAGUGGUGCAGCAGAGCAGGUGAGUGGUGCAGCAGAGCAGGUGAGUGGUGCGGCAGAGCAGGUGAGUGGUGCAGCAGAGCAGGUGAGUGGUGCAGCAGAGCAGGUGAGUGGUGCAGCAGAGCAGGUGAGUGGUGCGACAGAGCAGGUGAGUGGUGCAGCAGAGCAGGUGAGUGGUGCAGCAGAGCAGGUGAGUGGUGCAGCAGAGCAGGUGAGUGGUGCAGCAGAGCAGGUGAGUGGUGCAGCAGAGCAGGUGAGUGGUGCAGCAGAGCAGGUGAGUGGUGCGGCAGAGCAGGUGAGUGGUGCGGCAGAGCAGGUGAGUGGUGCAGCAGAGCAGGUGAGUGGUGCGGCAGAGCAGGUGAGUGGUGCAGCAGAGCAGGUGAGUGGUGCAGCAGAGCAGGUGAGUGGUGCGGCAGAGCAGGUGAGUGGUGCAACAGAGCAGGUGAGUGGUGCGGCAGAGCAGGUGAGUGGUGCGGCAGAGCAGGUGAGUGGUGCAGCAGAGCAGGUGAGUGGUGCAGCAGAGCAGGUGAGUGGUGCGGCAGAGCAGGUGAGUGGUGCGGCAGAGCAGGUGAGUGGUGCAGCAGAGCAGGUGAGUGGUGCAGCAGAGCAGGUGAGUGGUGCAGCAGAGCAGGUGAGUGGUGCAGCAGAGCAGGUGAGUGGUGCAGCAGAGCAGGUGAGUGGUGCAGCAGAGCAGGUGAGUGGUGCAGCAGAGCAGGUGAGUGGUGCAGCAGAGCAGGUGAGUGGUGCAGCAGAGCAGGUGAGUGGUGCGGCAGAGCAGGUGAGUGGUGCAGCAGAGCAGGUGAGUGGUGCAGCAGAGCAGGUGAGUGGUGCAGCAGAGCAGGUGAGUGGUGCGGCAGAGCAGGUGAGUGGUGCGGCAGAGCAGGUGGUGCAGCAGAGCAGGUGA